This is a messenger RNA of Oppiella nova, 822 nucleotides long. NCBI's taxonomy places the organism in Eukaryota, Metazoa, Arthropoda, Arachnida, Sarcoptiformes, Oppiidae. The record is from the annotation of a GenBank genome assembly.
AUGAAUUCAACACAUAUUUCAACUGAUCAAUUGUAUUUCAUUCAAUUCUUAUCAUCAAUACUACUGUUUAUUAUAAUAUUUACCACAAUUAUUGGCAACAUUUUGGUGAUUACAGCGGUGGUAACGACACCUAAACUCAAAAUACGAUCAAAUUAUCUGAUAUUAUCUCUUAGUAUAACCGAUCUAUGCGUCGGUGUAUUCCUCAUGCCUUUAAUGGCUUAUUACGAAGUCGUUGAUAUGGGUUACUGGAUGUAUGGGCCAGUUAUAUGUGACAUUAAAUACUUAAUGACAACAGUUUUUACAUUAGCAUCAUAUAUGCACCUCAUAUGCAUAGCCAUCGAUCGGUACCUAUCGGUCACAAGAAUCCAAUAUUCAAUGAAUAAAAGCAAAUCACAUGUAAUGGCAAUGAUUGGUAUUUCAUGGAUAUUACCCGUGAUUAUAACCAUUUGGCCCAUACUUGGAUUCAGAGAUAACCAGAUGUAUAGGGAUUUUAUGAAUGAAAAUAUAUGUCAUGCAAUUGGAAAUAACAAUGAUAUAAAUGAAUUUCAAAGACAACAAUCUGUGGAUAAAAAUGACAAAUUAAUGCGCCGGGAGUUCAAAGUGGCCAAGACUCUAGCUAUAGUUACCAUCGUAUUUGUGCCAUACAACGUUAUGAAUUAUAGGUAUAUCAUUAGUUCGCAAACACCAGAUUACAAAGAGUUAGCGUAUUUACGUACAACCAUUUGGUUAGCUUGCUUCAAUUCCACUCUAAAUCCAAUUCUCUAUGCAUUUCUUAAUAAAGAUUUUCGCGUUGCAUUCAAACGGAUAUUAUAUUAUAAUUGA